Phyllopteryx taeniolatus (common seadragon) is the source of this 10902-nucleotide messenger RNA. RefSeq names its product potassium voltage-gated channel, subfamily H (eag-related), member 2b (gene kcnh2b). Gene Ontology annotation, biological process: potassium ion transmembrane transport; membrane repolarization during action potential; regulation of ventricular cardiac muscle cell membrane repolarization. Gene Ontology annotation, molecular function: inward rectifier potassium channel activity. Gene Ontology annotation, cellular component: membrane. Lineage: Eukaryota; Metazoa; Chordata; Actinopteri; Syngnathiformes; Syngnathidae. The coding region runs from base 1169 to 5053 and encodes 1294 amino acids. The record is from RefSeq and is a predicted model, not a curated record. The transcript is spliced from 22 exons.
UGUCGUUGUUGCUGUCAUCAUAAGUCAUGUUUUCUUUAGCCAAAAAUUUAUUCUUGAUUUCUUUUUUGGGGGGGGGGAGAAUUUGUUAGUUUAGUGUUUAGAUAUAUAUUUUUUUCAUGAUCCUUGUUUGCCUUCUUUUUUGAAUAUUUUUUAUUUUUGUAAGAUUACACCUGGUGCUUUACCACCACAAUCACAUUUUUGACAAUUUUGAAGAAUACAAACAAUAAGAGAAGGAAGAAAAAAAAAGGGGGGGGGGGUCAAGAAGUAUUUGCUGUUUUCAACAAUAUUUAUGAAUCACUUUGACAACAAUAAUUUACACAACAAGUGCAUGUUUGUGUACUUCGAGCAUGGAUUAUUUAUAAAAGUUCACGGGUGGGGAGAUUAAAACGUCCUCCAAUUCUGAAGUAAUUAAAGAAGGCUAUGUCAAAUGGCUUCUUUUUUUUUUUUUAAACUGCUAGUAGGGGGACUUAUUUUUCUUAAACAUUUCAAAUCAAGGGCGAGUGGUCGAUGCAGAAAGGGUUAAAGAGGCGCAGCUAAAGCCGGUGGAGCUGAAGUCAUCCGGCAAAAAGCGCACAGCGAAGAGGAAGAGCACGAGGAGGAGGAGGAGAAUUAGAGCUACAAAAAAAAAAAAAAAAAAAGCACCUCCGAAAUACUCAUCAAGGUGGAUCUUCUAUCUUUGUUUUAAUAUUAGUCUGCAUUGAGGAGAAGUGGAAUGAGAAGAGAAACAAAGGCAGCAGCCGUCCGUGGCUCCAAGCACCGCGACGCUCGCAGCCAAGCUCCCCGAGUACGCUUCGCAGGAGCGGGCUGUCGUGCGCCAUGAGAGGAGAAGUGCGGCUCAGCUCCACUGAGAGGAGGAAAUAUCACCUGACGAGCGCCCUCCUCCCUCUCCAUCACUACCAACACCGCCAAAGUGGGGACAGAAGCAGACACCGUCACUCCCCGCAUCUUUCAAACCGGAGACGGUGAACGCUUCACAUCAGCUGCGCGUUUUUAGGGAGGACAGAACUUUCUCAUCGACCUGCGUGUGGGGGUAGGGGGUGGGGGGAACUCGGAGGAACCUUCAUCCCCGACUGACUGGAGCGAGCUGUCAGAGAGUCUCCUUGCGAGCACUUCAGUUUUUCAAGUCCAACAAAGUCCCGAUUAAAGUCCUGGGGCCACUGUAUCGAAGAUGCCGGUCCGGAGAGGCCACGUGGCUCCGCAGAACACCUUCCUGGACACCAUCAUCAGGAAAUUCGACAGUCAAAGUCGCAAGUUCGUCAUUGCCAAUGCUAGAGUGGAGAACUGCGCCAUUAUCUUCUGCAACGAUGGCUUCUGUCACAUGUGUGGUUACUCACGAGCUGAGAUCAUGCAGAAGCCAUGCACGUGUAACUUUCUUUACGGACCUGACACUAAACGUCUGGCCAUUGCUCAGAUGGCGCAGGCCCUACUCGGGUCAGAAGAGAGGAAAGUGGAGAUCAACCUUUACCGCAAAGAUGGCCAGUGCUUCCUGUGUAUGGUGGAUGUGGUGCCCGUGAAGAACGAAGAUGGCAUGGUGAUCAUGUUCAUCCUCAACUUCGAGGUCAUGACUGAGGAGUCACUGCAAGACUGCAAACAGGAGCUCAACCACCGCCUUCCCACCUGGCUCGUCACUGGUCGUCCAAGAGGUUUCAAGUUGCGCCUUCCCCUGCUGCGGUCCCUCUCCAACAGUAAAGUGUCUCUGAAUGACGCGGAGUCUGGUCUGAUCCCUAUUGCGACGCCUUUGCCACUGCACCCAGUCGACCACUGUCACGAGUCCCUCGGCUUUGGGGAGUUCCUGCCCCUUUCCCCUUUACCGUCAGAUCACACGGAGCAAAUCAGUGAACGCAGGUCACCUCUACAAGGUUGGACAGAAGACCACGUGGAGGACCACCGCACAUUACUGGACUCAGUGUCUCCUGUGCCCCCUCCUCUACCUCCUCACCACGUAAUCCACCUUGUGGGACCCCUGACCCAGUCGUCCUCUUGCGUAGCACCCCACCAUCGCCUCAACCUCAACCAGGACGCCUCCGGCUCUAACUGUUCGCUGUCACGAAGCCGCUCGCGGGAGAGCUUCCACAGCAUGAGGCGUGCGUCCUCUGUCGACGAGAUUGAGGCCAUGAGGCCUGACUGGGACCGGAAAAACCGGAGAGCGAGUGUCCGACUGGGAAGCACUGGUGCAGUGAAUAGUAAGUCCAACAUACUGAACUCCACGUCAGACUCUGACCUCAUGCGGUACCGUACCAUCUCCAAAAUUCCUCAGAUCACCCUGAACUUUGUGGAUUUCAAACCCGACCCCCUCAUCGCCCUACCCACAGGGGAGAUGGACAUCAUUGCGCCUUGUAAACUCAUCGACCGUACGCACAAUGUGACGGAGAAAGUUACUCAGGUGCUCUCUCUCGGUGCAGAUGUGUUGCCAGAAUACAAGCUCCAGGCUCCACGCAUCCACAGCUGGACAGUGUUGCACUACAGUCCUUUCAAGGCGGUGUGGGAUUGGCUCAUCCUGCUACUGGUCAUCUACACCGCCAUCCUGACACCUUACUCAGCUGCUUUCCUCCUGAACGACCAGGAAGAAGCAGCCAUGCAGAGCUGUGGUUACUCCUGCUCUCCUCUCAAUGUGGUGGACCUCAUAGUGGACAUCAUGUUUAUUAUCGAUAUCCUCAUCAACUUCAGGACAACAUAUGUGAACACUAACGAUGAGGUGGUGAGCCAUCCACUGCGCAUCGCCGUGCACUACUUUAAAGGCUGGUUCCUCAUUGACAUGGUGGCCGCCAUUCCCUUCGACCUUCUAAUUUAUCGCAGUGGGGAGGAGACCACCACUCUGAUUGGCCUGCUGAAAACAGCUCGUCUCCUCCGAUUGGUCCGCGUAGCACGAAAACUGGACCGCUACUCAGAAUACGGCGCAGCUGUCCUCUUCCUCCUCAUGUGCACCUUUGCCCUCAUUGCACACUGGCUGGCCUGCAUCUGGUAUGCCAUUGGUAAUGUUGAGCGGAACGGCUCGAUUGGGUGGCUCCAUACACUCGGGGACCAACUGGGAAAACAAUUUAAUGACUCCAUCCCAGGAACAGGACCCUCCAUUAAAGACAAGUACGUUACAGCUCUGUACUUCACCUUCAGCAGUCUGACUAGUGUGGGUUUUGGAAAUGUCUCCCCGAACACCAACUCAGAGAAGAUAUUCUCCAUCUGUGUCAUGCUUAUAGGAUCCCUGAUGUACGCCAGCAUCUUUGGGAACGUCUCUGCCAUCAUCCAGCGGUUGUACUCGGGGACGGCCCGUUACCACACCCAGAUGCUUCGAGUCAGGGAGUUCAUCCGCUUCCACCAGAUCCCCAACCCGCUUAGGCAGAGGCUGGAGGAGUAUUUCCAACAUGCCUGGUCGUACACUAAUGGCAUCGACAUGAAUGCUGUGUUAAAAGGUUUCCCGGAGUGUCUCCAGGCGGACAUCUGUCUCCAUCUCAACCGGACUUUGCUGCAGAACUGCAAGGCUUUUAAAGGCUCCACCAAGGGCUGCCUCAGGGCACUGGCCAUGAAGUUUAAGACCACCCACGCACCCCCGGGUGACACCCUUGUCCACGCCGGGGAUGUCCUCACUGCAAUCUACUUUAUAUCCAGAGGAUCCAUAGAGAUACUAAGAGGAGACGUUGUGGUUGCCAUAUUAGGAAAGAACGACAUCUUUGGUGAACCUAUCAACCUGUAUGCUCGACCGGGUAAAUCCAACGCAGAUGUGAGGGCUCUAACGUACUGCGACCUUCACAAAAUAUUCAGGGAAGACGUGCUAGAGGUGUUGGACAUGUAUCCUGAAUUUGCAGAACACUUCUGGAACAACCUGGAAAUUACCUUCAACCUCCGUGAUACCAACAUGAUCCCAGGCUCUCCCAGCAGUGAUGAGUCUAAAUGUGGGGGGUUCAACAAAUUACGCAGACGCAAAUUAUCAUUCAGGCGACGCACAGAGAAGGAUGAUGCAGAUGUCGGCGAAAUUAAAAAGACCCACAAGUCUGUAAAUAGAAGACGAGAGAGAGAAGCAGCCCACAACCAAAAACGUCAAGAGGCAGCAAAGAGGCAGUAUCGGAGCUCAGUGUCUUCCCAUUCCAGCGGUGAUGAGGGAGAGGAUUCAGUUGUAACCAGCCUUGCUCCUUCAUCGGCAAUGUUGGAGAAUCAUCAUGUCCAGGCAACACACAAAAACACUGAGAACACAGAUGUCGAUGGAGAAGUCAAGACUGGCAACACCUGCAACGCAUUGUCAGGUGCUCUCUCAGGUGUGUCCAAUAUCUUCAGUUUCUGGGGGGAAAAUCGAGGGGGUGGUCAGUACCAGGAGGUUCCCAGCUGCAGCCUAGCCUCUCCCCCACCCCUCAGCACACCUUUGCACAGCUUGAGCCGCCAGCAACGCAACCAGCUGGACACACGCCUAGACCUGUUGCAAAAACAACUUAACAGAUUGGAGAGUCGCAUGUCAGCAGAUAUUGGAACGAUCAUGCAGCUGCUGCAGCGACAGAUGGCUCUUGUCCCCCCUGCCUAUAGUGCUGUAUCAUCACCGCCUCAGGCCUCCCCAUGCGCUGAUCCAGGUACUGGAGAGAAUCUGGUUCCGCCUGUUACACAUCUGGAGACAAACACCCUGGCCUCCUUGUCACAGAUCUUGGACUCUCAGGACUUCAAGGAGUUCCCAGCGACGUCUCUAGAAUCUCGAGAACUGCAGGACUCACCUUUGUUCAACACCAGCCAGAACCAGCGCUCCUCCUCUGGACUGGACAUCUUAGGAGAGCAUUUGGAGCUUGAAAUUGGAUUGGAAACUGGAGGUGCAACUAUUUUACAGCCAGCAGCAGAUUUGGAUUUAGGCAGUGGUGCAGGAUCAGGUUCACAAUCAGAGAUGGGCACAAGCCUAAGAAGAACAGGGUUGGACUUUGUUUCAGAGUUGUGUAUCAAUGUUGGGGUCGAGCAAACAGCUGAAGCAGGGCUAUUUUCCCAGGAUUCUGAAACCCAAAGGAGGUUGUCUCUCCAAGAGUCGCAUACACCUCAGGACUCACGGACACCACAGAGACACGGCUCCGACCCAGGGGGGAGCUAAGGAAGAAGCGAAGGGCGCAGAGAACGGGAAGGUUCUACGUUGAGAGGGAAUGAGCGACAUUGUAUCCUACUUGCCCUAUUUAAACCUUUGGAACCAAAACCCUCCUGUGACCUUAAAUGCAAGGAUGCACCAUUCAGUAAGGCAGUCUCAGCCCAGAGGGUAAAAGUAACGUUGAUGCCUCUCUCUUCCACGGUCCUUCCCUUUCCGCAUGAACACCCAGAACUCAACAGUACGACAUUGAAUCAAAACCCCCCAAAAGAGCAGAGAAGGGGCUCUGACACUCAACCCAAAGGAAGCUUAAGGCUAACAUCACUUCACUCUCAAAUGACUGCAAACCUUUAGGAGUAUGUUUACCUUAGGAGUAGCCCUUUACUGCUGAACCCAGUCUUGGAUGACUUAUCACGGACAAGCAAAGACAAAAUAACAGCAGACUGAAUAAUAAUGAAACAAGUAGCCAUCACGUCUUGCACUGAAAUCUAUUCCAUGCAUCAGUGGCGCUUCCAAAAACUCACAAACUGGUUGGUAAAAAUGUAGUGUUAGCUGGCCUAACAGGAAACCUGCUGUCCCAUUGUGUCAACGGUUCCUUGCCCCCGAUGUCCUGCGCCAACAGGUCGAGAAAAUGCUCCCCCCUAAUUCCUAAGAGCACACUUGACUGGCUGGUUUGCACCUCAGGGGUGGGAACGAGAGGGUUAAAAAGCCAUGAAUUUUCUUGAUGAACAUAUCAGCUGCCCUACCAGAACCAACGUCGACAUUUGCUCGUGGGUGACGAACCCUCAGCAUGCCUUGACGGUGUCACAGUCAUGUAAUAAUUGGCAAAACCAAACAUGUCAACAAAAAUGAAAUCCCAGUUUUCUAACUUGGUAAGCGUUGAGCUGUUGCUGAAGAGUUGACGUCCGCAGUGGGUUUUAGUUUAUCAUUGUUGAAUUUGCUACCUCAGAUUUCACUGGUCCAUUGUUUUUCACCUAAGCACCCAGAAUGCUUAUAAAGUGUACAUAGCAGUCAUGAGCUACUGAAAUAUACACGUUAGAUGGUUUACGACCAGACGAAUGCGCCAUUAUUUUAUGUACAGUACAAUAUGCAAACACUGGCAAGAAAUGAGUGAGUGUGCUUUAUUAUUAGUAGUGUGUGUGUGUGCGCUAACUUUAGGUCCAAAAUCUGUGUGUGUCUUCAUUUUAGUUUUCAAUCUGCAAAGUAUAGCUCAGUAUGUUGUUUUCACCCACUGUAAAUGGACACUCGUCUGUUUUUUUUAAAGGCAAAUUUGUUUUAAUUAGGGAGUCAUUACAAGCAAGAGGUUUUGUUUUGUGGAUCUUAGCAGCUCAUGUAAAACUCCCUUUAAUAUGAAGUUACAAAAUAGUUACAAGGUCAACGGAGUCUGCCCAAGACUUUUUAAUCAUUCAACCUAAUGUUUCAGAAUUUAUAGUACCAGACAUAGACAUCAUAUUCCUACCUAAAACCUGGGAACACAGAUCCUCUGAGGUAUGAAGAUGCUUGGAUACACAGGGUGACCAGAAGUCAAAGAAGAAAUGUAAUGUAUGUACAAAUGUGCUUGCAUGCAGUGUGAUUCAUCUUUAUAGUUGCAAAGAGCAAAAUAUGCAGGAUGUCCCAUAAUUCACUAUACACUUUUUUUCAUUUUUUUUUUUAAUUCCGUUUCAGAUACCGUUUGGACAAAUGACAAUGUUAAUUGUCAAGCAGUGGGCAAGGGAAAGUAAUGCUUACAAAAACUGCAAAGCCUGAACUCUCUAAUAUUGAUGACCUCACAUCUGUGUGAAAGAUACCUAAAACGAAAUGGAAAAAAAAUGAAGUGUAUAGUAUUAAUGACUUCAGACUCCCUGUACAUAACUAAGCAUUGAUUUAAUUCUGUCCAACCAUUACACUGCACCGCCUUAGAUUGUGAGAGUUUAUAGCUUUACCAUUACAAAACGAUACCUUGUCAGGUUUCAGAUAGCUCAGUGCAACUACAUUAUUUGUAUUCGCAAUGCAAGUGAUAUAGUUUGUCCUCAGACACAUACCUGACUCAAAAAAGAAAUGGGCUUCUCUUAGCUUUGUUAGUUUGGAAACAUCAGGGCAUACCCACUGACUGAUUAAUUUAAAAGAUAUUCACGAGUAGUAGAGUUAAAGAUAAAAAAAAAAAAACAUGUAUGAUGUACAAAAAAAGCAUUUGAAAAAUAUAUAUUACUAGCAUAGUAUAGUGGAACCUCAAGUGGAAUGCCCCUGAGAUUGUACAAUCAAGGGAUAGCUGCAUGUGUUUCACGUUUGCGCUUUUUUGUUUUGUCUUUAUUUAUUUAGUUCGUUUUUUGGGCUGGGGGUGUGACACUUAUUCCGAAAGAAAGAUGAGACUUGGUGUUAAAAGAAGAAGAAUGAUAAUAUUUCACUUAAAACAUUGCCUGCACAGUUAGUCAUGGUGGGGACAGUUUGAGACUGCAACUGAUAAUUUUUAUUUCCUUUGGUUCCCGGAUCAACCAACAUAACAAAAUGGCUUGCAUUCGACUUUAGAGGUUUCACUGUAAUGGACAAAUGUAUAAAACAGUAGUGUAAUAGUUCUGCAGUGCUAAAGCAAAAGAAAUACAUAAUACUGUUACUUUAAAAGGAAAAUGCUCGAAAGUAAAACAAUCUAGUCGGCCUCCAGUUCCAAAAUGAAUGUGUGUUUUUCCCUCAAGGCAACUGAAAACAAUAGUCCUGUGUAUCUAAUAGACAAAUAAUUCAUCACUUAUAAGUAUCAAUUCACCGCAAAAUAUAUAUAUUCCCGAUUUAUAACCCCUCCUCCAUUGAUUGUCUUCCCUGAAAUCUUGUGCAUGAAGUAAUUGAGCCUCUAAAAGGAAGCUUACUGCAAUAGUCCUUUAAACAUUUGUAGCAGCAGAAACACUUCCAUUCAUGUUUUAGCACUUUAUAUUUGGAUCAGUGCAAAUGUUUAAUAAGAGACUCAGGAAUGUGUCCUUUGGUUCAUUUUCUUUUUAAUGAAAUUAUGUUAUUCAUUAAAAUAGUCAUCAUUUGCAGAGUCACACCCUAAAACUUAAAUUCUGGUGUAUUUCCCCUUUAAUGCAACAUUUUGAAGAUUGUAUCUUGCUGCUUGCCGGUUGAAGCUAAUUUAUUUGUGUGUCUAUUUUAUUUUGUCUUUUUUUUUUUAUCUGUGAAUUAUUUCAUUAUUUGUAAACGUCUAAUCAUGUUUCUUCCAUAGAUUCAUGUUUUGUUGUUGUUCAGAGUGUAUUUAUGUAUUUGACAUUCAGGCAAGUCCAAAGUAAUAGAAUACGUGAUUAAUGAACAAUGUGGUCAUUAUAAUUCAGUUAUUAGUUUCCCAUGCUAAAGGGAUUAUAGAGUACUUUAUUCUCAGUAUGUCCUCAUCAGUGUCCGUAAUUGGAAUUUGUGGCUGUCACGCUUUGUAAAGGUGCACUUUAGUAUCGAACCAAAGCAAUGAGUGAUGUAACAAAAUGAUCAUUGAAGAUAUUUUUACCUUAUGUGUGAUUCAAACCUUUUGAAGGACUUCAGUGGAAGAAAAUGUUGGUGUGACUUGCUCCCUCUAACCUGCGAAGGGAGUCUACCAAUUUUUAAUAAGCAACCCUAGUGAGGAUAAGCGGUAUAAAAAAUGGAAAAAAAUAAUAACUUUAGGUAUCCACAUUACACCUUCUUCGAGGUUCACAAUCUUCCUUCAGUGAAUUCCAAAAUUUGCCUCAUUUGUCUGCAAUGAGUGGAUGUGCAAAUUACAAAGAGGCAUUAAGGUUGAGGAUGAGGCCAGAAUGCUGCAAUUUUUUUUAUAUUCCAAGGAUUUUAAAAAAGCCCCCCCCGCCCCCCCCCCAAAAAAAUAAAACAAAGAAAAUGGACGUUUCCAAAAAGUUUGCAAGGAUAAACAAUGAAGGACUCUAGAGAGACACAGCUGCUAUUCUCACGCAGUGUUAUGUGGUCAUUUUGAUAUUCACAUAAAAAAAUUAAAACUUUACUCAUGUAACAUCACAACUUCUUUUUUUUCUGCUUUUCAGUGUGGCCCAAAUUCUCCCUCAGCAUCUUUAGACAACAAAAUAGUAUUUGUGCAAGUUCCCUUUUAUAGAGCUUACAGCUGGGAAAUUGCAAUUUACUUUUCACCAUCGCUACAGUACUUCUGUUUUGUUUUUUUCCUUCUUCAGAAUGUUUGCAACGCCCCAAAAUAUUGCUCCCGGGGCGACAGCCACCCCUAUCCUCUCUUUAUGCUGCUUUUCCUUCUCUUCUGCGCAGUUUGUCUGCAACCAUUCGAGAAGCACAGAAAUGGUUUGUUAUACGUCAUUUUUAAAAUCAUUUCUAUAUACAGUAUGUCUUGUGUGUCAGUGAGGCCUGUAACUAAAGGCUACUGACUUCAUUAAGCCAGGUUAUAUUGGCUCUCCUUGCCAUCUCAUGUACUGUAGGGAAUGUUUUUAUUUUAUUUGUUUGUUUGUUUGGGUACAAUAAGUCACCUAGUGGCCUGAACUGUAACUCUACAUUCAGAACUAUAACUUCAAAUCUAGAAUGUGGUUGUAUCUUAUUUGACCUUGUAAGUGUCGGUAGACCUAAUGGUAAUAUUCAAAGCUAGAGAAUACAUGAUGUAAUGCAUACUGCAUCUUAAACCACUAUGGGUACACUUUGAAAAAGAAGACAAAUAACUUGCACCAGAAUGGGAAAUGUUUGUGCAUGAGAUGGGAAGGUGUGUUUAAGUUAAGAUGUUUAGGAAUCUUCUAAUUCCCAUUUUAAUACGCAAAACAAACAUACUCGCUUGCCAGCUCUUCCAUACUGUUGAGCAUUUUUCAGCUCAAUCCAACUUUCUAUAUGAGUUCCAACAGACUCGUAUUUGUAGAUACAUUGAGCACUUGAGGUUUACACAAUACUGGAUCUACUCACGUCACGCUUUUGUCUGUACAUACCAACUUCUUGCAAAGGUAUCAAAACUUUGGCACUCGUAUAGCCAGCACUAUGCAGAAACCGAAACAUUUCUUUGGCAUGCUUUGAAAUGCAGAAUACUAUAGAUGAUAUUGUGAAUAAAGUUUUGCUCUAAUUUCCUAUGAGAAAACUUGCCCUAUUGAAAAAAGCUUGAAGGCAGAAGAUGACCAAGCGAAAGACUUUUAAUAUUGUGCACAUUUUUACUUGCAUGCUGCACUGAAAAUCUUUCAGAAAGAGGAUUUAAUGUGCAAAAACAGCUGCCUUCUGCUGUAUGGUUGCAAACUGUAUGUAGAGUGCAUCACGGAAAUCUUCCAAAUUAUGGGAGAGUCAUAUUUAUAUAUACAGUACAGUACUCAUAUAUGUACCACUCCCAGGUUAUGGGAGAAAGUGAUACUGACUAGCUGCAAAUCUAGUGAUCUAGAAGAUACAAUUUUAUUGUAUAUUUGUAUCUUUGGUUGCAAACUGCUGUAAUGGAGUGAUGCAUGUGUGGCAGUCCUGGACAGAACUGUUUCCCACGUUUUAGGAGCACUUGAUUUAGGAAACCUGCUUAUCGGAAACUAAAGAAAGUGCACCUAAAUGAUUACAAACCCUGCUUUAACGCUGCGGGGGGUUAAAGGGUAAAACUCUUGGAAUGUCUCUUGCUAACACAUCUGACUGCAGUUUUCACCACAUAGGCUUUAUGCUGUGUUUUCCCAUUCAAAUUUGUUGACAUUUGGCUUGAAAAAUUAAUAGGUUGUGCAAAAACAACCUUUAUAAUCUAGAUUCAAUGAUUCAAUUAUCUAUUCAGAACACUCACCUAUGAAGAAAUUUUAAAUUCAAAGUGCAUUCUUCUUAUUUCAUAUCAUAUUUUGGAAAGAUUUUAGGGGGAAAUGGUGCAGCUCCAGGUUUCUGAUUGUGUGUGAGCAUUAUCAGUGGUUGAAGUUUAUAAAAUUUCAAAAUAUUUAUUUCAAUAAACAUCUUUGAAAACAAAA